Achroia grisella is the source of this 4183-nucleotide messenger RNA. It is a transcript of the gene Cep135, whose product is annotated as centrosomal protein of 135 kDa. The coding region runs from base 124 to 3393 and encodes 1089 amino acids. The record is from RefSeq and is a predicted model, not a curated record. Lineage: Eukaryota; Metazoa; Arthropoda; Insecta; Lepidoptera; Pyralidae. The transcript has 2 exons.
GGCAUAUUAAUCAUUUAAAUUUUGAAAACAAACUUACUGUAAUACUAAUUUUUAAAUAUAAUGUAUUAUAUUAUAUUACAGAUAACGAAUUAAAAGAGUAAAGGAAACAAAUAACACACAAAAAUGGGAGAAACAUAUUUCAACUUGAAACAUAAACUAGAAGAAUUAGGCUACAGUAACAGUUUACCCUUAGAGGCAGUUCCUUUAGUAGAAUGUAUUCUUGCUGAUUUGUUGCAGACUACACGGAGUUUACAGCACUAUAUGGACCUGUCAAAAGAGGCACUGCAGCAACGCGACAGUUUAAUCCUCGAAGCUGAACCAUUUAAAUCUGAUAAUGCAAAACUAAUACAAGAAAACAAUCAACUGCAUAAAAAUAUUAUGAAAUUUAAGGAAGACACUCUUAAGAUUUCAAAAGAAAAUAAAAGAAGAAUUAAAUCUAUGUCUGAAGAAUUAAUGAGAAAAGAUGCGACUAUCAGUAAGUUACAACACGACCUUAGAGAUUUAAGUCUCAGAGGUCUAUGUGCUGAUACACAAAGUAGUAGAAAUAAAAGCAGAAGAAAAGAUGGUGGCGACGGCAUGUUGCCAAAAGUGUGUAUUUGUAACGAGAAAAAUAAUAUCAGCACUCAUAGAGAUAUUACAGAAGACUUAUUAAAAAAAAUCUGCUUACUAGAAGAGAAAAGUGAAGAGUACUGUGAUGAAAUAUUACUUCUUAAAAAUCAAGUCGAACACAGGGAUAAUGAAAUUGUAAGGUUAAAUAUGCUAUUAGAGGGUGGGCGACCAAUUGCUGCAAUUAAUAAAGAUUGCUGUAAUGUAACUUCCGAUAGUAGGCUACAGACUUUAAUGAAACAAUUAUAUGAACUGGAAGCAACAAAUGACACUUUAAAGAAGGAAAUUGAUAAAGGACUAGAGAAACAACAUGAAGCUAUGCUCAGAGCCCUUAGCCUUGCUGAUAAAAAUAAAGCAUUGCAGGAAGAAUUGAAAAAAGUAGAUACAUUAGCUUUAAAGGUUGAAGAAGACUGUAACAAGAGAUUGGCUGCCAUGAUGAACGAAAUUAACUUUUUACAAACAAGAAUAGAAGGUCUCACUAUGAAAAAUUUACAAUUCGAACAAGAACUAUCCCAACAACAUUCUAAAGAAACCAUACUUACUCCAGUAACUCAAAAAGAUCAAAAUGCCUUGAAUGUUGCUUUGAAGGAGAGGGAUAUAUUGCAAAAAGAAAUAAAAGAUUUGGUAGAACUCAACAAAAGUUUACAAGAUAAAAUACUGUCUUUAUCUCAGUUGAACAAAUUGAGUCAUGGUCAGUUCAGUACUGAUUGUGUGAACAAAGGUAAUAAAAAAUGCCCAACAAAAGAUGAGUUGCAAACACUUCUUGAAGAUGAAAGGAAAUCUUAUGAAAAGUACAUGUCAGACAUACAAGAAAAGGUAACAGAAGCUUUCAGUAUAUUUAAUAACCAUUUAUUAAAAUGUCAGGGUCAUAAUAAUUCCAGUCAUGAAGCUGUAUUUUUGAAAGAACUGCAUGCAAAAUUGUGUGAAAAAGAGCAAAAGAUACUCAUGCUGCAGAAAGAAAAUGAAGAGAUUAAAUCUAAAAUAUACCAGUAUGAUGAAGGUACUAAACAAAACUAUAAAGGAAUGAUUAGUCAACUCAAUGCAGAGAAUACAGAAUUAUCUAAGGAGAAUAUUUCUUUAAGUCAACAGUUGAGUCAUUACAGGAGUUUAAGUACUGCAAAAUACAAUAAGAAUGAGUAUUGUAGAAAAGACAUACAAAAGUUAAGGGAUAAAAUAGAUGAAUUAACUCAUGAAACACAAUUAUUAAAUAAAGAUAAAAAUGAAUAUAAUAUGCGAUAUAAGGAAGCAAUGGAUUUAAUAGAUAAAUUAAAAAGAGAUUUGGCAUUCAGGCAAAGAGAAAUAGAGUCUUUGCAAGAAGAAAAUUCAUCUUAUAAAAUGACUCAAAGGACUGGAAAAGCUUCUACUGAUCAUCUAAAAGAUGAGUGCACUUUUUUAAAAGAACAAAUUAAAAGGAUGCAGAGUGAUGUCAUUAAAGAAAAAACAUUAGCUAGCCAGAUAAAAAAUAUACAAUUGGAAACUGAAAGAAGUAGUAAUGAAAUACAAAAUGAACUAUUAUGUACACAAAAGAAACUUAGUUUGUCUAAAGACACAAUUGAUUCACUAGAAAAAAAGUGUAAGGAGCUACAGUCUGAAAUUAUGACUCUGAAAAAUGAUAAAACAAACUUAAUCGACAAUAUAAAAAAAAUAGAUCAAGAACAUGAUAAAUUGGUCAUUGAAUUGGAUCAUAAGACAGAAACUGUAAGUGUUUUAGAACAGAAAAUAAAAUCUCAAUUGUACGAUAUCACUAAAUUGCAGAAUGAAAUAUCUGAUUUAAAACGAAAGUUAAAUGUUAAUAAGAUGUCAGAACAUAAAUUAGUAGAUUAUGAAACUCAAAUAGCAUUUUUAAAUGGUGAAAUUUUGAGAUUAACCCAGCAAAUUGACGCCGCUAUUAUAGAAAAUAAGCAUUUACAAAAUAGCCUUGGAGAUGCUAAUGGAACAUUAAAGUUAACUAAAAUUGAAUAUGAAAAAUCACGGAAAGAAGUUGAUGGUUUAAAACAGCAGUUACAACAUUAUGUUGCAGAAAUUAGAAGAAUUGAAGAAAUGUUGUCUCAGAAAGAAGCUGAAAGGUCUGAUAUGUUAGAACAAUUUGCAAGUCUUUCUGUAGAAGCAAAUAUAUUAGAAAACACUAAUCAUUCCUUAGAAAGUGAGUCUGCUUCUAAAUCAAUGCAAUUGCAAACCUAUACUAGCAGGAUUCAAAAUUUAGAAGCAAAACUUUUAGACAAAGAAAAUAUAAUUGAUUCUCAGUCUGCACAUCUUGCAUCAAUGACUUGUAAGAUAAGUGCUCUAGAAAAUGAAGUUAAACUAGUAAAUGAAGAAAAAUUGAUUCUUGAACAGAAUAUUUCAUAUUUGAAACAAAAGUGUAACAAUAUGGAAAUUGAAAAUUCAAAUGCAACAAGGACUAUAGGUGAUACAGACUCAGAAUUAAAAUUAUAUGAAAAUAGAAUUAAAUCCUUGACAACUUGUAAAGGUAAACUAGAAGUAGAAAGGGAUGAUUUGAAGGACAGUUUAAGGAGUACAGAGAAACUGUUAUCCAAUGCUAGAAAGGAAGUAGUAGAACUAAAAUUAGCAUUGCAAGAUGCUACUUCUGAAACAAAGUCUUUACAAGAACGUGUAUCCAGGCUUAGUCGCAGAGACAUCAAUGAGGCUACAUUAACUACAGAACUUGACUUACCUCUGAUGUUGGAAGAAACUAUACAUGAAGUUAGUCAUGAGGAUGACGAAGACAGCACACGAUAUACAAAACUGCAUAAGAAAUUCUCAAAGUAUACACAUAGUGGUACAUUAUAAUUGAUCUUUCCUGUUAGAAAUUCAAUUACAAUAAAUGAGAAUAUUUUGCACAACUCUUAUUGGAAAUGUAAAAUGGACAUAUAGUAAUUAAAUUGUAGUUCAUUAUGGAUAUAAAACUGUUGUCUGCCUUACAUGAUGGUUGCAGGUUCGAUUUAACUUUAAAUAUACUGGUGCCUAAGAUGGAAUACAAGUGAUUAAAAGAUGUAUUUUAGUAAAUAAAUAAGUUUAGAAUUUAUACAUGUAACAUGAAAUUAAGUUUUUAAUAAUUAAUUUUAUUUUAAUAAUGAAAACUAUUUUUAGUAACAGCAAAAUAUUUUUUUGCUACUCUGAAUACACCACUCUUUAUGAGUGUUAGGUCAUAUAAUUACACAUUACAAGAAAUCCUGAAUUUAAAUCAGGCUGAUACAAAUAAAAAGCUAACAAGGUAGGCUUGACCCCUGCCAUAUUUGAUUCAAAAUAUACCUGGCGGAAUGUGAGCAUGUCAACAUCACUUGUCACAUCGAAAUUGGAUAUGACCACUGUAUAUCAGUGUCAGUCAUAUCAGUGUUAUUGUUGUUUUAAGCAUUAUACAUAGCCUUGAUUUACGGAUGUAGUAACUUGACAUGGUAUAUAUAUAUAUAUAUUGGCAAUGAGCCACUGGUCCAGUCAAUAACUAAUAACAUUUUCCCUCCCAAUACACACUAGUUAGCAAGAAUUAUAAAUAAUACUUAUAUUUUUUUUGUGCUACUCGCUUUUUAAGUUGUGGGUAUAGUUUGGUUCCUAAUGAGUAAGUCACAAUACUGGCAAGUAA